Melozone crissalis (California towhee) is the source of this 1155-nucleotide messenger RNA. It is a transcript of the gene HSD17B2, whose product is annotated as hydroxysteroid 17-beta dehydrogenase 2. The transcript has 5 exons. Gene Ontology annotation, molecular function: oxidoreductase activity. Bases 1 to 1155 code for a protein of 384 amino acids. Lineage: Eukaryota; Metazoa; Chordata; Aves; Passeriformes; Passerellidae. The record is from RefSeq and is a predicted model, not a curated record.
AUGGAUGCUGCAGCCAGAAGCCCCCUUGGCUGGCUCUGUGCAGGUGCCACCAGGCUUUUUGGGGUCACCAUGGCCCACAGGAGCCCGCUGCCCAAAGCCAAGGUGCUGCUCUGCAGCCUCCUGCCUGCCCUGCUGUGCGUGGCCACGCUGGGGGCUGGCCAGGGGCUGGGGGUGUUUGUGGCCAUGUGCCUGCUCUGCUCCGUGUGCCUGGGGGACAGGGACCUGCUGCCCGUGGGGGACAGAGCCGUGCUCAUCACAGGUAGUGACACUGGGAUUGGACAUGCCCUGGCUAAGCACCUGGACAGCCUGGGGUUCGUUGUGUUUGCUGGGGUUUUGGACAAGGAUGGCCCCGGAGCUGCGGAGCUGCGGCGCUCCUGCUCCCAGAGGCUCUGUGUCCUGCAGCUGGACAUCACCAACACCACCCAGGUCAGGGAGGCCUACCUGACAGUCUCAGAGAAGGUGCAGAACGCAGGGCUCUGGGGUGUUGUGAACAACGCAGGAAUCCUGGGCUUCCCUGCUGAUGGGGAGCUGCUCCCCAUGAGCACCUACAGGCACUGCAUGGAGGUGAACUUCUUUGGGGCUGUGGAGGUGUCCAAGACCUUCUUGCCAUUGCUGAGGAAAUCGCAGGGGAGGCUGGUGAACAUGUCCAGCAUGGCAGGAGGCAUUCCACUACCGAGGUACGCAGCGUACGGGGCAUCCAAAGCAGCUCUGUCCAUGUUUUCUGGAGUAAUGAGGCAAGAGCUUUCCAAAUGGGGCAUUAAAGUCAUGGCAAUUCAUCCAUCAGGCUUCAGAACAGGUAUCGAAGGCACAGCAGAGCAGUGGGACAGGCAGGAGAAGGAGCUGAUGGAGAACCUCCCUGCAGACACCAGGCAGGCCUAUGGCGAGGAAUAUCUCCUGGGGCUGAGGAAUUACCUGCUCCACCUGCCCUCCCACUGUGCCCCCGACCUGUCCCCUGUGCUGGGCUCUGUCCUGCAUGCUCUGCUGGCCAGGAGACCCCAGGGCCUCUACACCCCUGGCAAGGGAGCCUACGCCCCCCUCUGCAUCUUCUGCUGCUUCCCCCUCUGGUUCUAUGACUUCUUCAUCAGCAAGGUGCUGAGUGCUGGCUCUGUCCCAAGGCAGCUGAGGACAUCAGGAGAUGAAGGCAAGAACCUCUGA